Messenger RNA from Phacochoerus africanus (Common warthog), 3848 nucleotides. RefSeq names its product von Willebrand factor A domain containing 5A (gene VWA5A). The coding region runs from base 414 to 2948 and encodes 844 amino acids. The transcript has 18 exons. Lineage: Eukaryota; Metazoa; Chordata; Mammalia; Artiodactyla; Suidae. The record is from RefSeq and is a predicted model, not a curated record.
CAACAGGCUGCAGGGGUGUGGCCCACUGCGCCACCCUCUCCUCCCUGUCCCUGCUGUGCCAGGACUUCUGGACUCCCAAGGAUCUGACAAAUGCGCACCCCCCUGGCUCUCUGAGCCACCCUCUCUACUCUCCCAGCUGCCUGGGAUUCAAGGCACUGAUCUUUGCCAGCCCCCGUGGCCAUUCUUUGCCCACCUGUUGCUGAGUGACUUUCUGAAGUGCCCCUUGAAGGACAGAGAGCUGAUUCUGUCACAACAUCGUUAUACUGGGAAGGGGGUGCAGAAAAUCAGAUUUCUCUCAAUGAGGAAUUUGUCCUGCUGUUAGAAUCCGGAAAGAAGCUUGUCUCGUUGUAGGAGACGUGGCCUUCUGCUUCUCCCUCCCCAUCUGAGAACCAGCCUCGUAACCUUGUGUCACCAUGGUGCACCUCUGUGGCCUCCUAACCUGCCAGGAGGAGCCAGUGCCACUGAAGAGCAUCUCUGUGACCUUGUCCAUUUGUGAGUUUGUGGCUGGUGUGUCUGCAACCUUAAACUAUGAGAAUGAGGAGAAAGUUCCUUUGGAGGUCUUCUUUGUAUUCCCCAUGGAUGAAGACUCAGCUGUCUACAGCUUUGAGGCCAUGGUGGAUGGGAAGAAAAUUCAAGCAGAAUUACAAGAGAAGAUGAAGGCACAUUCCAACUAUGAGAAUGCCAUUAGCCAGGGCCAGCAAGCCUUCCUAUUAGAGGAGGACAAGUGCUCCAGGGAUGUCUUCUGCUGCAACGUGGGGAACCUCCCCCCUGGGUCAAAGGCAGCGCUCACCCUGAAGUAUGUGCAGGAGCUGCCUCUGGAGGCAGAUGGGGCUCUGCGCUAUGUGCUCCCAGCUAUCCUGAAUCCUCGAUACCAGCUCUCUGGUGGGCCUGAGGACAGUUGCCUUAAAAUGAAGGCUCCCGUCGUCCCUUUGGAAGACCUGCCCUACACAAUCAGCCUGGUGGCCACCAUCAGUUCCCAGCACGGCAUUGAGAGGAUUCAGUCUAACUGCACCUUGAGUCCCACUGAGUACCUUGACGAUAAAAAGACUUCUGCUCAGGUUUCCUUGGCUGAUGGACACAAGUUUGACAGAGAUGUGGAACUGCUGAUUUACUACAGUGAUGUGCAUACCCCCAGUGUGGCUUUGGAGAUGGGGAAACCUAUGCAGAAGCCAGAUUCUUUGAUGGGAGAUCCAGCUGCAAUGGUAAGUUUCUACCCAGAUAUCCCAGAAGCUGAGCCAGUUACCUGUGGAGAAUUUGUCUUCCUCAUGGAUUGCUCAGGAAGCAUGCAGGGCCCCAUGAGCAAACAGGAUAAAUCUCAGUCGCGCAUAGAUGCAGCCAAGGAAACACUAACUUUGCUUCUGAAGAGUUUGCCGAUUGGCUGUUACUUCAAUGUCUAUGGAUUUGGAUCAUCUUAUGAAGCUUUCUUUCCGAAUAGUGUGCAGUACACUCAGCAAACCAUGGAGGAGGCCCUGAGGAGAGUUAAGCUUAUGCGGGCUGACCUAGGGGGUACGGAAAUCUUGAUACCCCUCCAGUUCAUUUACAGAGGACCUUCCAUCCCAGGUCACCCCCUUCAGCUUUUUGUCUUCACAGAUGGAGAAGUUACUGACACAUUUAGUGUAAUUAGAGAAGUUAGGAGCAACCGUGAAAGACACAGAUGUUUUUCAUUUGGUAUUGGAGAAGGAGCUUCCACUAGCCUAAUAAAAGGCAUUGCCCGGGUUUCACGGGGUACUUCAGAAUUUAUCAUAGGCAAGGAGAGGAUGCAGGCCAAGGCUCUUAGAGCCCUGAAACGUUCUCUACAACCUGUGGUAGAGGAUGUUUCUUUGAGCUGUGAUUUGCCUCAAGGCCUCUCUGCUAAAAUGCUUUCCCCAGAACAGACUGUCAUCUUCAGGGGUCAGAGAUUAAUCGUCUAUGCGCAGUUGACUGGGACAAUGCCGUCCGCAGAGGCAACAGGAGAAGUUUGCCUCAAGUACACACUACAAGGCAAGAGUUUUGAGAAUAAGGUGACAUUUUCUCUACAACCCAAGUAUGAUGACAACUUCACCAUUCACCGACUUGCUGCCAAGUCUUUUCUCCAGACCAAGGACAUGGGCUUCAGGGAGACUUCAGCAGGUGAUAAAAAAGAGGUGUUGGAAGUCAGCAUUGAAAGUGGAGUCAUAAGUUCCCACACAGCUUACAUUGCCAUCAACAAAGAUCUGAACAAGCCAGUUCAGGGGCCGCUGGCUCGUCGUGACAUUCCAACGCCAUUUCUGUUGAGCACUACUGCAAUGACACCAUGGAAACGAGCAUGUACUCGUUCAAAGGCCUCGUCCUACUACCGUCUUCCUGCAUCUGAGCCCACGAUGAUCACUCAUUACUCGAGCAUGUCACACCAGCAGAAUGGUCAUGGUACCCGUAGGUCCCUGACUAACAAGAUCCUGUUCUCUUUAGGUGAGCAUGAUUCAGGGACUUUUUCUCACCAGUGUUUGUUUACCACACAUAUAGGACUAGACAGAUCCCACGCUCUUGGUCAUAGACAAAAGAAGAAAGGCCUGUCUCUCAAAGAGACCUCUCCUGAGCUGGAAAGGGCUCAUUCUUCCAACAAAAGGACCAACUUGGAAACUCACCAUCCAGUCUUUGGAGAAAAUUAUCUUGUGCAGCUGAUUUCCCUCCAAAAGGCAGAUGGUUCCUGGGAUCUGUGUGAAGGUCUGGCCAUCGUCCUGGGCAUGAAGUUACAAGACAUACGGGAUGCAUUCACUAUCAAGAAUGCUGAUUUAACAAGCUGGGCCACAGCCCUGGCGGUGCUCUGGCUGCAUGCCAAUGGUCAGGACUUGAAGUGUGAGUGGGAGCUUCUGGAAAGGAAGGCGGUGGCCUGGAUUCACAACCAUGCAGGCUCUGUCAGGCACUUGCUUGUGAAAAAUGCAAUCGCUUUCCUAAAAUCACCCGUGGAUCCUUCCGUCUUUGCCCUCUGAAGAUACCAUCCAGAAAAACAAGUGCCUCUUCUAUGCUACCGCCUUUUCCUCUGCCCUCUCUCGUGCUGUGAUGUAUUUUUGUAUUUUACUUCUUGUCCUAAAAGUAGUGGAUAUCCACCCCACCUUGCCUCUCUAUUCUGGGUUCCCUUUGGAACCUGUUCCCAUUCUUGGAGGACUUCAAAGCAUUCAUAGGCAAUAAUGUUCCUCAUAGGUUUUCCUAGAGAGACAACAUGAACAAUGGGUGACAUGGACUCUAGACUAAAGGCUGCAGGUUGAUGUUCAGGGAGUGCCUGAUUAGAGAAUUCUCUGUAUUUUAUUUGUUGAUUGUUUUUAUAUACUUCUCAGGAUUAGGCUUUUAAGAUAUAUAGUUUUCUAUUUUUAGAUAGGAGGAAGAGUUGGAGGGGAGGUAGAAAGCCAACAUUGGGCUGAAUAUAUAUAACCUUAAGAUCACAAAGAGAUGGACUCAAGAAGCCCAUGGUGAGAGUUGGCACUACUGGGGACCUCUUGACUGAUUCUGCUUGGGCUUUGCUGGCCUAUAUUCCAUGCCUUUCAACCUACUGCCUAAGGGACUUGGGUUGGGUUUACCUGACAAAGACAUGUUUUCCCUUAAUCAUUACACAAUUCAGUAAGAGGGCAAUAAUGGAAUCCUUAGUACUAACCUGAACCCACGAGGCUUCUAAGUCAGGAUGUGACCUAGUAUAAUAAAGGAAAAAGCAAGUUUGAAAGGCAAUUUUGCCUGAGACCUAAACCUAGACCAGUCACCCCAUAAGGAAGAAAGGAGCUCCCAAUGCUUCUGACUUAUGUCCUAUAUACCCUAUCCUAGUGAAAAUGACCCUAUUUGAUGUGUUGUCUCCUAAAAUACCAUUAUAUCAAUAUUAAAACAGCUAUCUCUAUACUGAA